Exserohilum turcica Et28A is the source of this 1809-nucleotide messenger RNA. RefSeq lists its product as uncharacterized. The transcript has 7 exons. Gene Ontology annotation, biological process: regulation of DNA-templated transcription. The coding region runs from base 58 to 1596 and encodes 512 amino acids. NCBI's taxonomy places the organism in Eukaryota, Fungi, Ascomycota, Dothideomycetes, Pleosporales, Pleosporaceae. The record is from RefSeq and is a predicted model, not a curated record. Gene Ontology annotation, cellular component: nucleus. Gene Ontology annotation, molecular function: RNA polymerase II transcription regulatory region sequence-specific DNA binding; zinc ion binding; DNA-binding transcription factor activity, RNA polymerase II-specific.
UUACAGCGCUGGAUGACGGAAGCUGCACGACGGUCCAAUGGAGCUUCUCCAGUCAAAAUGACGGAACACGGUGAGGCUGAAAAGGCCAAUGUUGCUUCCGAACCCAAUGCGCCGCCAAAGAGCGCUGCCUCGCCCUCCAAGACCAAGCCUGCUGCGACGGCAUCCGAGGCGCCUGCAAAGACGUCCAAGAAGCGUCGAAAGGUCAAUCAUGCUUGCAUCUACUGCAGACGUUCGCACAUGACCUGUGACCUGGAACGACCAUGCACACGCUGUGUCAAGCGGAGCAUUGGCCAUCUAUGUCGUGAUGAGCCUCGAGAGGGCGUCAAGAAGGCCAAAUCCGAGCCCGAGAACGGCGAGGGACAGAGCCAGACUCCGCAGAUUGAGCCAGCCGUGUCUGAAGCAGCGUCAACAGCCGCGCUCCAGCAGCCCGGUGCUCCAGACGCUGCACUCAAUCUGGCGCCGCCUCAACUACCCACUAAUGGCGAUGCGAGCACGACGUCUGGCACGCAGUCUGACGCUGUAGCUGCCCCACAACCGCCUGCCUUGACGUCUGGUACUCAUCCCUUUGGGGGCUACGAUGACUUGCUCGCAUCCUCCCAAAACCAUUAUCAGGACAUUCACCAGUUCCAUCCUUCAUACAUGUUCAACACGUCAGAAGUGGGCAAUGAGUACAAUCUGCUCAACGACUUUCUCAACAACAGCCUCAUGGAUGACGGUGCUUUUUACGGAGGCAAUGAAUUCCACUCUCUCUUCUCUGACGCUUCCCUCAUGAACCCCGUUGGCCCUCUGAACAGCAACCCUGCUUUCAACCCGGGCGCAUCGAGACAGCAGCAGUUACUUCCACCGCCAGCACAGAAUGCUGGCACUAAUGCAGCACAGCGGGCCUCGGGCGGGGUGCCUAUUGACAAAGCAAGAGAAAGAUAUCUGGUAACGGCUGCCGACCCUGCUGGAUCGGAUAGCCCAGAAGAGCGCAUGAACAAACUACUCAAGGCAAAAGUAGAUGCUGGACUCCUCAAGCCCUUCAACUACGUCAAGGGAUACGCACGGCUGAACCAGUACAUGGAACAGAACCUGCAGCAAAUAUCCCGCGUCAGAGUGCUGCGCCAACUAGAUCGCUUCCGUCCAAAGUUCCGAGAACGAAUGCAGAGCCUGACUGACGUGGAUUUGGUGCGUAUCGAGAUGUGGUUCGACAAGAGCUUGAUGGAGUAUGACCGUGUCUUUGCGAGCAUGGCUAUACCUGCUUGUUGUUGGCGGAGAACAGGCGAGAUAUACCGAGGCAACAAGGAAAUGGCACGGCUCAUCCACGUACCAAUGUCCAAGCUACGAGACGGUAAUAUUGCUCUACACGAGAUCAUUGCCGAGCCAUCGCUGGUGUCGUACUGGGAAAAAUUCGGUGCCAUUGCUUUCGACCACACCCAGAAAGCCAUUCUAACAAGCUGCUCGUUGAAGAAUCCUGACCCGAACUCAAAGGAUCCUGAGAUACGGUGCUGUUUUUCUUUUACCGUAAAACGAGAUGCCUGGAAUAUACCGGCGCUAAUCGUGGGCAACUUCCUUCCCAUAACCGAGGCCACUUCUGGUCCGCUACCUGCUUCAUAAUAUUACAUUCGUGCAGUGUUUUUCUGUGUUGAAAACUGUACGAUGUGUUGCUGGACCGAGGGGGAAGGAUAUAAAAAGGUGUGAUUGAAAACAUGGCUCUCUAAGAGCACGAGGAUGAAUGGCUGCCCGCAUCCGUGGAAGUAUAAUCAAAGCUACAAAGAUAUCCACAUUCUUGUUUGUACUUGAAUUUUGGCUGCUUGUAUUCUAUUCUCG